CUUUUUAGACAAGCGUCAGCUUUGUGAGACCUCUUCUCAAGUUUUGGUCAAUUCACACGCCGACUUGUCUGCUGCCCAUUUGACGUGGACAUCAGUUUGAAGAGAGGCUCAGGGUUUCAGCUCGCAUCGAGACAAAUAAAACAAAAUGCCUGGACCAGCAGCAAGUGCAACCAAUGUUGGGGCGUCUAGCCGUUCCCCCAGCAAGACAGUGGCUCCACGCGCAGCAGGCUCCACAGUUAGACAGAGGAAAGCUACCAGCAGCGGUACACGCAGCGGUGGGAGAACCACAGGAUCAGCAGGCACUGGUGGCAUGUGGCGCUUCUACACAGAAGACUCACCAGGCCUCAAAGUCGGCCCGGUGCCAGUGCUGGUGAUGAGUCUGCUCUUCAUUGCUUCCGUCUUCAUGCUGCACAUCUGGGGAAAGUACACUCGCUCUUAAAUGCUUCCUGAUGACCUUUGACCCUGCGCCUCGGCUUCUUCUUAACAAAUUGGACCUGGACCAAACAACAAAUGAACAACAUCCUCAUUCCCCGAGUUCCCUGCUCCAAUAUCACUACAAACUGGAUUUUUAUGCGACCGUCUCAGUAGAUGAUCUUCAUCUGCACUGACUUGUUGCUUUUGCUCACCCUGUGUCUUUAAGAUCUGACGGGGUGAACGAGAGGAAGCCACACUGGGCCUCCUCAGUAUGUGGUUGUCUCUCUAAGCAGCAGCAGCAGCAGCAGUAGCCAUUCUCGUCACUGCUGCGCGAAGGUUUAGUGCUCAAGGACAUUGUUGUUUUUCGGGCCCCAGCAAACAUUUCUUCUUGUAUCCUCAAUUGCUUUCUUUCUUUCUUUCUUUUUUUUUUUUUUGUUAACAGCAUUUGUACAAAUGUAAUUGUAUUAUUGUACAAUAAAAAAUAAAAUCAAUUCAUGUGAUA
Molecule: messenger RNA, 916 nt
Organism: Acanthopagrus latus (yellowfin seabream)
Lineage: Eukaryota; Metazoa; Chordata; Actinopteri; Spariformes; Sparidae
Gene: sec61b
Product: SEC61 translocon subunit beta
Exons: 4
Coding region: 146-439 (97 amino acids)
Biological process (GO): intracellular protein transport
Cellular component (GO): Sec61 translocon complex
Source: RefSeq, a predicted model, not a curated record